AUGUUGUUCAAAACUUCAAUAAUUGCAGUAUUUGCUUUAGUAUUUUGUACCUUAGUGAAGGCAAAGCCAUCUGCAAGGAUUGUUGGUGGUUAUUAUGCAGCAAUUGGACAAUUUCCUCAUCAGGUUGCACUUUUUACAAAUGGUGAAUAUAAUUGUGGCGGAUCUAUUAUAAGUUCACGUUACAUUCUGACAGCUGCUCAUUGUGUUAUUCGUGAUCAUGGAACUGAAAUCUUUCAACCAUAUGAAUUGACUGUUCGCGUGGGUAGCGUUCAGCGUUUAAUCGGUGGAGAAUUAGUUGCAGUGCAAAAAGUAAAAGUCCAUGAAAACUACGGCAACUGGUUAAAUGACAUUGCUUUAUUGGAAUUGGUAAAAAACCUCAAAUUCUCUUCUAACGUUCAACCAGUUGUUAUAUUUGUUGGUGAAGUGCCCAAAAAUGCCCCAAUUAUAAUUUCUGGCUGGGGACGAUUGUAUUUUAAUGGAGAGAAUCCAGAAUGGUUAAAAUACAAUAUCGUAACUAGAUUAGAUCCAGCAGAAUGUCACACACAAAUUGGCUAUGGACAUGAUUCAGUUAUUUGUCUGGCUCAUAAUGUCAAUAAUGGUGCUUGUAAUGGUGAUUCUGGUGGCCCAGCUACGUACGAUGGCAAGCUUGUUGGUAUUAGUAAUUUUAGUGUGGAUGGGUGUGGCAGUCCUAAACCUGAUGCCUUUGGAAAAGUUAACUACUAUCUCGAUUGGAUAAAAUCAAAUAUGAAUUGA
Messenger RNA from Episyrphus balteatus (marmalade hoverfly), 753 nucleotides. RefSeq names its product serine protease SP24D-like. Gene Ontology annotation, biological process: proteolysis. The record is from RefSeq and is a predicted model, not a curated record. Lineage: Eukaryota; Metazoa; Arthropoda; Insecta; Diptera; Syrphidae. The transcript is spliced from 2 exons. Bases 1 to 753 code for a protein of 250 amino acids. Gene Ontology annotation, molecular function: serine-type endopeptidase activity.